This is a messenger RNA of Chaetomium globosum CBS 148.51, 2379 nucleotides long. RefSeq lists its product as uncharacterized. The coding region runs from base 1 to 2379 and encodes 792 amino acids. The record is from RefSeq and is a predicted model, not a curated record. Lineage: Eukaryota; Fungi; Ascomycota; Sordariomycetes; Sordariales; Chaetomiaceae. The transcript is spliced from 6 exons.
AUGGCAGAACUCCCACCCAACCCUGACCGAAUGCUCAUCCCUCAGCAUGACCCGAGGCUUAUUCUCUCGGCCGAGACUUCGUUCUCGAUGCCAGAUCUGGCACGGUCUGUAGACAUCUACGCUGAGGAUUUCCAUCUCGACCGCGACCUGGUGCUCAAGAACAAGAGUGAUGAACCCAAAUCAAAAGCCAGGCUUGGCUUGUUUGUCAAAAGUCUCAGCACUGCCGUCCCCAAAGGUAACGAGGUGCUCAAGAUCGACAUUGGCGGCGCCGACGGCACCAAGGAUACUGCCAAUGCGUCCAGCGGAGGCCAGGCCUUUUGCUUCAUCCAGCGGCUAGACCAGCGAUAUGUUGACACGUUCAACAUUGAUGCGUACGGCGGCCAUGGCUACAACCAGGUCCUGGAUUCCGCUGGGGGCACUCCCGCCUCUCCAGCUGCUGGCGGCAAUGGUGGUACUGGGGGCCAGGUUUCCGUCGCCUUUGGCAGCUUCAAGUACAAGCCAUUACUGGGAGUCUCCGAGGUCUUAAGAACUGUUGAAGAAAGUACCCCAAAGCUUGACAAGAAAGACUUCUCAAAGGCUCUAAUUGAGCUCGUCCGCGUUUUUACCAGCAUCGAGGUCCACAUGGAGUCCCGGGUCACCCAGAGCAUCGGCGUAAGGGGGGGCAUCUGGGGUGUCGGCCUUGGAAAGCAGAGUGAAAAUGGCAAACCAGGAGCAGACGGCGACGCCGCGGUCGCCCUUGUCAGCAACCCCGAGGAGCUGUGGGAGCUGAGCAUGUGCUUUGCCCAUCCCACCCAGUGCAACAUGGUCCUCGAGAGGGCCAAGGCUCGAUAUUACGCCGUAUCCCGGGUAGCAAUACCACCGGGGUUAACGGUCUCCCCGCGUCGCUCUCGCAGCUCAUCUCGAUCCGGAACGAGGCCGUGGGACUCUACGCCCAAGAUGGACUCGGGGUUGGAUGCGUACAAUGACUCGUACAACAGCGUGCCUUUGGGGUCAUUCGGUUCCUACGAGAAGAACCUCGAGUCGAGCCUCACCUACCUCGGCAAAACUGAGCUCCGUUUGAUUAUCCCCUCUCCAGGGCCAAAGCCAACCUCACCGAAGCCGCAGACAAGGUCAAGCAAGAGUUGGAAAAGGCCAUCUCUUUCCCUUUUCGACGAACUGAUCAAUGCGGGAACACAACUCCUGUUUGUGGCCAAGUGGCCGAUGGCGGUGCUCCAGGGCGCCAACUUGAUUCAUCAAAUGGCGACCAAGAUCAUCAAGGAGGACGGGACAACCGUGGAGCGGCAGUAUCUGGUCCGAAGGGUCAGCAACAUCACCGGGUCCAUAAGGAGCCUCAAUGAGGGCUACAAGAUGCUAUCCAAUGGAAAACUACAGGACGAGGAUCCGGACGCUGCCAAGCUCCUGAUCCAGGAGAAGGAGUUGUUUGAAUUGAUAGAAGACGUCAACAACUCGCUGAGCGAAAAGACGGUGGAAAGGGUCAAAACUCUAUUCAGGUUCUACAUCACCCUCGUUGUCCAGCGAAGCCAAGACAUCAUGAGAUACAACGCCCUGGUGUCGACCCUGGUACGGUACCGAACCGAGUCCCAGUCACUCCAGCAACAGCUCGACCAGCUCCGACGCGCCAACAUCGCCACCAUCGACGUCCACCACCCCGCCAUCGUCGUGUUCAUGCAAAAGCUCUACCUCAACGCCAUUCGCAUGACCGAAUACUGGCUGUACAAAGCCCAGCGAGCCUACAACUACGCCGCCCUCAACGACGACAACAUCAUCGGCGACGUGCUGGGCGACGACCCCCCCUUUUCCCGUUUCGACUCAACCCUGCUCUCGGCCGCCCACCAGAACCUCUCGGAUGCCUACCAGAAGUACUACCUGGACAAACUCGGCCCCGCGCGGGGGACGUUCACCAACCGCACCGUCGCCCUGGACCCGGACGAGCACAUCGAGGUGAUCCGCGACAGCGGCCGGAACAGCUGCACCUUCUUCGUCAAGGUGGUCCCGGGCAAGGCGUUCGACGGCAUGGCCAACGUGCGGCUGCUGAGCGUGCGGUGCUUCCUGGACGGUGCCAGGGUCGCGUCGACUAAUAAGCUGCACCUGACCCUGACGCAUGCGGGGAUGGAGACGUUGGUGGAUGAGGUCAAGAAGAGGCAUGAGUUUAAGCACAAGGCGCAGAUCCUGACGGCGUUCAAGUACCAUCUUGAGACGGGUGAGGUUGAGUUGGCGAGCACUAUUGGGGAGGGCCGCGAGGAGUCGGGCUACGCGCUCGUUGGGCCGUUCGUGACGUGGCGGGUGGAUGUGAAUAAGGAGUAUAACACCGGGUUGGACCUCUCUGGCGUGACGGGCGGUCGCUUGGAGUUUGAUGGACAUUAUCAGCCCAUUCGCUAG